AUAGCCUAUAUCAUAAAAUGUCAAAGUCUGCAAAUACAGUCAUGAAGCACAAUCGCUACUCAUCAUCGGUCCUAACUAUUACGGUGUUCAUUACAAAACCGUCAAGAAGCAUGUGUUCACUAUAACAUUUUCGUCUUAAAUUUUCGCCCACAAAUUAAUUAAGUGAUUUUGUCAAGGUGUUAACGAUCAGUCUAUUUGCUAGAAACAUAUAAAUUCUCCGGUGACCCGGGUAUGUAAUGCUUCAUGAUGGCACUCCUGGCACUGUUGGAGGAUUACGCUAAUGGCAGAAUAAGGAGAGAACGAGUUUUCAGGGACCAUGAUGAUUUCCUGGCCCAUGAUGAUGACUGGCUAAUAAGCCGAUUUAGAUUCCCUAGAGCUGUGCUCUUGGAUCUAUGUGCUGAAUUGGGUCCAGUAUUAGAGAGGGCAACACGCCGGAACCAUGCCAUCCCAGUCCAAAUACAAGUCCUCACCACUCUGGGGUUCUUGGCAACCGGCUGUUUCCAGCGGGAAUUGGCAGACAGGUCUGGUAUAUCACAGCCGUCCCUGAGUGCCAUAAUAUCUGUCGUUUUAAAUGGUAUACUUAAUAUGGUUAGUCGAUACAUCAGGUUCCCCUACACUGUGCGAGAACAGGCCGAAAUUAAAACGCAAUUUGCAGCAAUGUCUGGUUUCCCAAAUGUAAUCGGCGCAAUUGACUGCACUCAUGUUGCUAUAAGGGCACCAUCUGAAAAUGAAUUUGCUUAUGUUAAUAGAAAGCAUGUGCAUUCUAUUAAUGUGCAAAUCAUAUGUGACUCCAACAUGACCCUCACAAACAUUGUGGCACGCUGGCCUGGUUCAACACAUGAUUCCUUUAUCUUGACACAUAGCAGUGUAGGGAACAGACUAAAUGCAGGCGCAGUACGUGAUGGCUGGCUUCUUGGCGACAGUGGCUACCCCCUGAGACGCUGGCUCCUCACCCCAUUUUUAAACCCGCAGAGCGCAGAGGAAACUCAUUAUAACGAGGUCCACUCUCGUGCCCGCGCAGUUGUGGAGCGUGCCAUCGGCAUCCUGAAAUGCAGAUGGCGUGCUCUGGAUGCCUCGGGUGGCAGACUUUUAUACCAUCCAGCAAAAGUGUGCAAGAUUGUCAGGGCGUGUGGUGUUUUGCACAAUAUAGCACUGAGAAACGGUAUUCCUCUCCCUCCUGAUCUCCCUCUACCCCAGCAUUACGACCCCGAGCCACAGCCCCCUGGCCGACAAGAGGGAUAUCAACGAGGUGCAAGAAUCCGUGAGGAUGUCAUGCGGCGUUUGUAAAGAAAGACAAAACUCAAGGACUGCGUCAGUGAGUACCCGACCACUUUUGGACGUGCCAGACGCAGAAGGGGCACUGCUUUGAGCCGGACGCUGUGCAUCUGCAUCUGAGAACCCCUCACCCUGAACCUCCUGUUCAUUUACAGCUUCAGACUCCGGAAGGACUGGAGGACAAACAAUUGGCAACAUUUAUCCAUUUAUCACCCCACACACUCAAAUGUACAGCGUUAAUGAUUAAAAAUCGGUUUAACCUUG
Molecule: messenger RNA, 1539 nt
Organism: Cyprinus carpio (common carp)
Lineage: Eukaryota; Metazoa; Chordata; Actinopteri; Cypriniformes; Cyprinidae
Product: putative nuclease HARBI1
Exons: 4
Coding region: 244-1287 (347 amino acids)
Source: RefSeq, a predicted model, not a curated record